UUCCUUCUAAAUUUCUUCAUUCUCUCGUGCCAACUUGCCCAUACAAAUCACCCCAUGGACCAUACAAAUUAGCUAUCAUCCCCUAAUCACUGCUACCUUCCAGAUCCGAUCCAAUAACCCACCCAGAUCAUCAGACAACACACCCAUUAAACGGGAAUCGGAACCAUAACCGGACCAAUAAAACGAUCCAUCACGAAAUGGCGGCUUCGCGUCGGCUCCAGGAGCUCCAAUCGCAGCUGGGCAACAAGAUCUGUGUGGACUGCUCGCAGAAGAAUCCCCAGUGGGCCUCCGUAUCCUACGGCGUUUUCAUGUGCCUUGAAUGCUCCGGCAAGCACCGUGGCCUUGGUGUUCAUAUCUCGUUCGUCCGAUCGGUCACUAUGGAUACGUGGUCGGAGAUCCAGCUCAAGAAAAUGGAACUCGGAGGAAAUGAUAAAUUAAAUCAAUUUCUGGCCCAGUACGGAAUCCCCAAGGAAACUGAAAUUGUUACGAAGUAUAAUACCAAUGCCGCCUCCGUUUAUCGCGAUCGCAUCCAGGCCCUUGCCAAGGGAAAGCCCUGGUGCGAUCCCCCUAUAGUAAAAGAAACUUUGAAACCAACUACCAAUAGCAAUGUUACAAACAAAAAUAAACCGCCAUUGAGUGGUGGUGUUAAUGGUGGUAGGAAUGAUAGUUUUGGGAAUAAUGGGGGAUGGGAUAAUUGGGAUAGUUAUGAUGACGGAGGAUUCAAUAGUAAUAAUUCUAAUAAUAUUAGGAGGAACAAUACCGUGGGGGACUUUAGGGGCGGGGGAAGUGCAGGCGGUGCCCCAGGAAGGUCGAGGUCCGCUAAUAACAUAUAUUCUCAAGCCCAAUUGGAGGCUUCAGCUGCCAAUAAGGAGGGCUUCUUUGCAAGGAAGAUGGCAGAGAACGAGUCCCGGCCCGAGGGCCUCUCACCCUCCCAAGGUGGGAAGUAUGUCGGAUUUGGCUCGAGUCCGGCCAUGCCUAGAAACAGUUCUGAGCCGGAUGUUCUUUCCACAGUUACUCAGGGUUUUGGUAGGUUAUCUGUGGUUGCUGCAUCGGCUGCUCAGUCAGCUGCAAGUGUUGUUCAAGCAGGGACUAAGGAGUUCACUUCUAUGGUAAAAGAGGGAGGCUAUGAUUACAAGGUGAAUGAAACUGUCAAUGUUGUGACUGCAAAAACUUCAGAGAUUGGUCAGAAGACAUGGGGACUCAUGAAAGGGGUAGUGGCUUUGGCUUCACAGAAGGUUGAGGAGUACAAUAAAGAAGGCUCUGACUGGAAGAAUGGCUGGCAACAAAAUGAAAACGAAGGAAGUGGUUACUAUCAGGAAUUUGGACAGGAGUCUAAAGGAUGGAAUUCUUCAGCUGCGUCUGGUCGACAAUUUAACUCUGCCAGUUCUGGUUCCUGGGAUGAUUGGGAUAGCAAAGACAGUAGGAAAGAAGAUUCAUCACAGGGGUCAAUAUCCCAUAAUGGGCAUAGCUGGGCAGGCUGGGAUGAUGUUAAAGAUGAUGGGUACGAUAAUUUCUAUCAAAAAGCAUCUGGUCACAAGGCUGCAGGUUGUAAUGGGAAAUCUGAAAACAAGUGGACAGAGGGUGGUUUUCUUUAAGGUGAUUGCUUGGAUGUUGGUGCGAAAUUGAUGGAGAUCCAUAUGGAUAUUCUUUGAAGACUUAUGUAAUCUAGAUAUUCAUUUUAGGCAGAACAGUAAGAAAUACUUUGGAAGAUAUUUUGAUUAAUUUACUCUCUUUCCUUUCUGUAGUUAUUUGUUUUGAAUUAUGUAAUUUUCCAUGCUGUUGGUUUUAUAGAUUUCCUUCUUUACUGGAGAUUUCAA
Messenger RNA from Olea europaea var. sylvestris, 1817 nucleotides. RefSeq names its product probable ADP-ribosylation factor GTPase-activating protein AGD6. Gene Ontology annotation, molecular function: GTPase activator activity. The record is from RefSeq and is a predicted model, not a curated record. The coding region runs from base 198 to 1595 and encodes 465 amino acids. The transcript is spliced from 4 exons. Gene Ontology annotation, biological process: vesicle-mediated transport. NCBI's taxonomy places the organism in Eukaryota, Viridiplantae, Streptophyta, Magnoliopsida, Lamiales, Oleaceae.